UACUAGGCAGCGUUAGCGGAGUUCCAGGCGUUAGCAAAAAAGCUAAAAGAUAACUACUCAUUUAUUCACACACAUACUGUUAGAAAUGUAACCUUUUUUACGACAACUUACUAAAUGUUGAUGAAAGAAAUGUCCGCUUCAAGAGAAAUUCGAGAGAAACUACGAAAGAAACAAAGGGCUUUGCACGAUACUUUGGUAAAAAAUAAAAAUGAGGACGACAUCCAGGCUCUGGUUCCGUCUGCCAACAUCAAUGUGGACAAACAACCGACUGAAACGAAGGAAGCUGAGGACAGUGGUGAGGACCAGGGAGAGACUCUGAGACGAAAAUUUAGAGACCAGAGAGAGAAGAGAAAGAAAAAGUUGCUGGAGCAGGGUGUUUUGCAGAAGUCUCAUGAUGCUGAGGAUACAGAGGAUGUUUCCACCUCUCAGCACUACAGUCUAAAUGAGAGAUCAGCUGAUUCUGUGGUUUCUACAAGACCCCCAACUGGUUCUCAGGGAGGUUUCUCUGUAAGAUCGGAGCAUUCUUCCACCUCUCAGCACUUAGACACAUUAGUGACACGACAUCUGCAAGAGAAGCUGAGAGCAGCAAGGUCUAAAGGAGAUAGCCUGCAGCAACAGGAAGCCUCAGAAGCUUCUACCGAGCCUGUCAGCCGACUGCAGAGGCUCAAAAACAGAAACACUGCAACCAGAUUUGAUAGGGAGGUCGAUCCAGUCAUUGCAGGGAGACAGGACGACCCCCUGGCCCUUCGCUCCAGAGUCAAGUUCAGAGAAGCUGCUAAAGCAGUAGUUAAAGACAUCCCAACGGCUGAGGAAGCCUACAAUUUCUUUACUUUGAACUAUGAACCCGACCCACCAAGUCGGAUAGAGACAGUUAGCAGGAAGAGACAAAAGCAGAGAGACCAGGAAAGUGGAGAUGAAGAGGAAGCUGAGGUGGAGGAGGAUGCUGAAGCAGAGGAAGAGAAUCAAGAUCAACACGAAUACCAGAGUGAAGAAGCUCCUCUGGUUCGGAGUGAAGAUGAUUUAUUCAUCAUUGACCAAUCGCCGCAGGACUUUGUGGAACUGAGGAAAGCGGAGUACAUCAGUUACCAUAAGCGUGUUCAGCGAGACCGUGAGCUCUUGUUUACUCCAAGCUUUCGAACAGUUCCGACCUCUGUUAAACUGCCUGAAAAUAUGAAGCCCCGCUUUCUGGAGGAUGAAGGUCUCUACGUAGGAGAAAGGCCUCCUGUAUUUGGAACCAAUGAAAACAUUUUGGAGAAUCGCAUUUUAAAAAUGGCGGAGGGAAACAAAUGGUUUGGAGACGAUGGGAAGAUUCUCGCUCUGCCUAACCCUAUAAAGGAAUCAUCCACCAGGCCACCUCUGUUCCACAUGGAGGGCGACUUGGAUCCCGCCCUGCAAACUGUUUACAGGAAGGCUCUGAAGUCCAAGUACGCAAACCUGUAUAUUGCUGGAGCUGCAGACCCUGAGGGAGACUACCAGCUUGACGUUGAUGUCUCUGGGCUGAUCUUCUCCCAUCACCCUCUCUUCAGCCGCGAACAUGUCCUGGCGUCACGUUUAGCUCAGCUGUACGAUCAGUACCUCACCAGACAACAUAACAACCUCACAGGCAACCUCACUGAUAAGUUGAACGGUCUAAGGAACGCCCUGCGUAAUAUGGUGAAUAUUCACGGUGAGCAGGGCUCCUCUGAGGCCCUGCAGCAGAGGGUUUCUGAGUACAGUCUGGAAGUGAGGAACACUCGGCAGCUGAGAGACACAGAGCAGGAGAAAGACAGGACUCUGCUGAAGAGCAUCACUAAAGUGUGGAAGGAGAUCAAGUCCCUGAGAGAGUUUCAGCAGUUCACCAACACACCUUUUAAGCUCUACCUUAGAAGGGAGAAUGUAGAUCGGGCUUCAGAUGAGCGGGAGUAUGAAGGUGAAAUCUCGGCAGAGGUUUUGGAGCUGGCAGCAGAAAUGGAAGAAGAAUACCAAAAGAAAGCAGCAGAGUACAAGAAGCAACUGGAAGAUUGGAAACUCUGGAAGAAAAAGCAGAAAGCCAAAAUGAAAAAGAAAAAGAAGAAGAAGAAAGGCCAGGCCCAGGAUGACACAGAAGAAGAAGAUCAGGAUGGGAGCGAGUCUGACGGGCCCUCUGAGGAAGGACCUGUGAAGCCAGAGGCCCCUGAGAGACCAGACAUUGAAUCCACGGAGCAGUGGGUGAGAGAAAAGGCCUCCAGGAUUCGCAGGAAACCAGGAGAGCCCAUCCUGAUCCCAGAGCUGUCUGCAUCAGGUAGCAUCACAGCCAGUGAACUCUGCCCCAGGGCUGAAAUAGCUCGGCGGGAAGACGUUUCCAAGCGUUCUCUUUUCAUCAAAAUCCUUUACAACGACAAGGAAGUUUCCAGAACCGACAGCCGCUCACUGAGCAACGACUUCAGGGUUCACUUUGGUCAGAUUUUCAAUCUGAAAAUACUCAACUGCCCCCAAAGCAUUAAGCUGCAGGUGUUUGAGGAGAUCGGGUCGUCCUGCUCCCUGCUGGCUCAGGUCUUUGUUCCGGUCCCUGACCCAGCCGUCGUUACAGGCAGCGCUCCUAUAGAGGAAUUUGAGUUCAGCAGCAACCAACGGGUGAUGUUUGAUCACGAGGGAGUUGGAAGUGAUGUUCCGCUCUCCUUCGAGCCCGAUGGAAGCAACAAACUGACGCUGCUGACCUCUGGGAAGCUGUCUUGCUGUGUGUCAUGGGGGAUCGGGGAAGAAGGAGUCCCGCUUGCACCACCUGCUUCACAGCAACCGGGGGGCACACACAGAGGCCAUCUAGAUGCUGUCUCCUAUAUCGGGGCUUCCGGACUGUAUGACAUGAAAAAGAUUGGUGAGUGGGCCACACAGUCACGACUGGACCCCAACGAUCCGAAGAACACCUCCAUCAUGCAGCUGCUGAAAGUGGCGAGCAGCGGAGAGGUGACCGCCCCCGACUACUUUCGCCUUGAGCAUCUGCAGGAGGAGUUUAAUUUCGUUACAGAUGAGGAGAUGGAGCGGUCCAAAAGGCUCCGCCUGCUCAGGCUCAGGAACCAGGAAGUUCCAGAGUUUCGUAAUUGCAAGUUUGUUCCUCUUCUUGAAAGGGAGAUCCCUGACAAGGUGUUCCAGGAGUAUGAAAAAAGAUUAAAAGAUGGGGAGGAUAUUGACACCAAGGAACAUUUGGAUCCUCACAGAGCUUUAGCAGCCAGAUACCUUCACAAGAUAAGGGAAUCGGUCAUCGAUAGAUUUAUUCUGGCCAAACAUUCCUACCAACUGUCCGACCUGGUGAUUGAAGAAGAGAUACCAAGCAUUGGGAUUCUUGGAAUUAACCUUUUCAAGCUGGCUGAGUCCAAACGGCCACUGAAACCUCAAAGGAAAGAAAGGAAAAAGGUGACUGCCCAGAAUCUGUCCGACGGAGACAUCAAACUGCUCAUUAAUGUCAUUCGGGCCCACAACAUCCCCAUACGUAAACCCCAGAGCAAUAAACCGGGACAGUCUUCUCAGAGUGUCCUCCAGGGCAGUGAUUGGUACCUCAGCCAGAUACAGGUGAGGCCAUUUGUGGAGGUUUCCUUCCAGCGCACGGUGCUCCAAACAACCACGGCUGAUGGACCAAAUCCGAGCUGGAAUGAGGAGCUGCAGCUGCCGUUUAGCGCACCUAACGGUGACUAUAGCACUGCCGGCUUGCAAUCUGUCAAAGAUGAAGUCUUCAUCAACAUAUUUGAUGAAGUGCUGUUAGAGAGUGGACCGAGUGACAGACAGAGGAUGACGUCCAUUCACACGCAGGUAGAGAAGCACUGGCUGGGCUCAGUCAAGAUCCCCUUCAGCACCAUUUACUCCCAGUCAAAGAUUGAUGGAGCUUUCAAGGUGAACACGCCGGCCGUGUUGCUGGGAUACAGCAGGGAGCACAGCAGUAACAGCGUUUAUGAUCACUGGCGGAGCACGUGUGGAGGGACGUUCAUCCGACUCUUCAUCACCAUCGAACCUCAGCUGGUGCCUGGAGAGUCUAUUAGGGUGAAGUUGGACAGUCAGGAGGAUGAGCGUUUACUGCAGGCUUCAGGGAAGUUUGAGAAGGACGCAGCUCAAGGCUUCCCGGACCGACGCUGCGUCACCACAGUCAUAGACCUCAGUGGGAAGACGGUCUUCAUCACGCGUUACAUCCGACCACUCAACCCCCCACAGCAGUUCCUCGAUGCCUUUCCUAACAACCCUCAGGAGGCAACGACCCUGGUGGCCCGAUUUGUCUCCCUGAUCCCAUCUUUGCCGGACCAGGUUUCCUUCUCUGGAGCCUUUGACUUAUGGAGCACAUGCGACCAAUUCCUGACUCUACUGGCAGGAGAUGAGGAGGAACAUGCUGUACUGUUGUGCAACUACUUUCUCUUUUUGGGAAAGAAGGCCUGGCUUAUAAUUGGCACAGCCAUACCAGAGGGACCCACAGCUUAUGUGCUAACCCAUGAGCCGAGCGGCUACUUCAUCUGGAACCCCAGCAGCGGACAGUUCUAUGAAAAGGACGACGCCUUCUGCCCCCUGCAGACUGUGGGCUGCUUGGUUAAUUCUGACAAUGUUUGGUUGAACAUUCAGGAAAAUCCCUCACCUUUAAACACAAACUUUGACAUCACUAAGGCCAAUAUGUGGAAACCAUUUUUCUCCCGCUCCUUCUCCCACCCCGGGCUGUCUAGUGUACAGCCAGAGGAGUUGGUGUACCGCCAGACGGACGUAGCAGCUGCAGCUGAGCUUCAGGACAGAGUGGAGAAGAUACUGAAGGAGAAGAUUAUGGAGUGGCGCCCACUUCACCCAACUCGCUGGAACCGGUACUGUAACUCAACCCUGAAGCAGUUUCUGCCCAAACUGGAGCAGAGCCGCGGUCAGGAUGUGGCUGAGGGCCACCGCCUUGAGCUGCAGAGCCUCCUCGGAGACUACAGGAUUUCCGGAUUCCCGCUCCAUCUGCCAUUUUCUGAGAUCCAACCGAUUGUAGAGGCAGUUCACAGCACCGGGGUUCACAAUAUUCACUCAUCCAAUGUGGAGUUUGCGAUGGCGGUGUACGUGCAUCCUUAUCCUAACAACGUGAUGUCAGUGUGGGUUUAUCUGGCCUCACUCAUCCGCACGUGAUCAAAGACCGAACCUGUUCAACAUUUCACUAGCUGUUGCUUUUUAUUAUAACUUUUUAUCUUGUUUAUAAAGUACUAAUGUGUAUAUAUGUUAAUGUUUUGAUAAAUAUUUUCUACCUGUCAUCACUCCAGCAUCAGUUCUAAGUGCCUUACAGUAUUAAUUUGCCCUGAA
Molecule: messenger RNA, 5256 nt
Organism: Cyprinodon variegatus (sheepshead minnow)
Lineage: Eukaryota; Metazoa; Chordata; Actinopteri; Cyprinodontiformes; Cyprinodontidae
Gene: cc2d2a
Product: coiled-coil and C2 domain containing 2A
Exons: 38
Coding region: 115-5085 (1656 amino acids)
Biological process (GO): non-motile cilium assembly; protein localization to ciliary transition zone
Cellular component (GO): ciliary transition zone
Source: RefSeq, a predicted model, not a curated record